GAGCUUUGAACCUUUUUAUUGAAUUUAUACUAGUUGGGAAGUUAGAUUAAAGUCCCACCUACAUAAGUGUAUUUCAUUUGACGAGAGACUUUUUUUUAUUUAGUUUAAAAAAAAAAAACAGAGACGCCAUUAAAAGCAGAGUAGUAUAAAUACGUCAAAAGUUGUAGAAAAGCCAAAACCAAAAGCCAUAUAUAAAGCAACAACGUGAAGCACUUGAAACGAGCAUUGACAUACGAAACGUUAUCCGUUGUCGGCGUUUCACGACGGCGUUUUCGACUGGCGGCUGAGUGUUUUAGUGUUUACAAGCUAACCAAACUAAAACCUCUCCAUCCACCCUUAUAUUCUCCACACACAAAAAACCCAAAAUAUAAUUUCCUCUUUUCAAGAUGAGCAGAAACAUCGUCAGCGUUUGGCAGGGAAAUAACGGCUACUAUGGAUAUGGCUAUGGAGGAGGAUACGUGGAGAAGAGACAGCUGUUCCUCAAGAGCAACCAGUUCUCGAGGAAACAGAGCUUAACGGAGAGGAUUAAGAGGUCUGUGAGGAGAGUGGUGAAGAAAGUUGUUUGGAUGAAGUUGAAAUCUGCUCGGAGGAUGAAACGCGUCGUUUGGUCGCGUCUCAAAAUGGCGUUCUUCUACCGCCGUAGACGUUUCUUUCGUCUCAUUCACCCAAACAAACCUUCCUCUUACUGCUUCUACUAAGUCUCUCAUUCUCUUGUCUCUUUAUGUUCUUUCGUUUUGUGUGUGCAUAGUUUGCAGCUUGAUCUUUGUUAAUUCACUAAAUGAUCUUGUUAUGGAUGUUGGAUUUGGAUAGGAUUAUAAUUGAUUUUGUGAUAAAAUUUUCGAUAUUUAUUAAUAGUUCU
Molecule: messenger RNA, 859 nt
Organism: Eruca vesicaria subsp. sativa (arugula)
Lineage: Eukaryota; Viridiplantae; Streptophyta; Magnoliopsida; Brassicales; Brassicaceae
Source: the annotation of a GenBank genome assembly